AUGCUGCCGUACGGCUCGGGCACCCAAGAACUCAAGCAUAUUCGCAUUGCGCGGUCGUCGAGCGCGUCCGAGGUCUCGUGGAAGCACGUGGCCGUCGGCGCGACCGUCGCCGUCGCCACGCUCGGAUACGCGGCCACGAUGCACUCGAUGGUCAGCAACCAAGCGGCGGCGUUGGACGCACUCCACGCGCAGAUGCUGGCCAUGGGCAGCGUCAAGCCGCUCAAGCACGCCGCGCCGGCCAUCGACGCGCUGCCGCACAAGUACGCAGUGGAAAACGUCACGCCCCGCAAGACGCAGGACCUCCGCGGCACGUGCUGGGACUUUGCGACCAUCUCCGUGCUCGAGUACUCGUACCGUCAGCAAGGCAUCGCGCGCGGGUGGCUCGCGCCCGACGAGUAUGUCUCGCUCUCGGAACAAGCGUACGGCGCCGACCUGCUCCAGCUGUGCACGACCAAGGACAAGACCAAGUGCUACUUGACGGCGACGCAAAACACGACCGAGGGCGGCUUCAUUGAAGAGUUUGCGCUCGUCAGCAACGACGUCGCGAUCUUCCCGGACGCGAUUUGCCCGUACACGCCGUGGCCGGGCAACGACACAGUCUGCCCGGGCUUGACCGACGCGGCCCGCGCGUCGAACCCGCUCAAGGCGACCGUCAACAGCCUCAAAGAGUACUUUGACGUCCAGGACAUCAAGGCGGCCUUGUUCCGUGAGAAGCGCGCGCUUGGCUUUAGCACGACGAUGGCAGAGAUCACGCGCUACAUCCCGUGCGUCGGCGAUCUCACCAAGGACCCGCGCUGUGACGUGGCGUCGCCGCUGUGCACCUUGUGCCCGCCGGGGAUCCCAACCACGUGCUGCGUCACGACAAAGGGCGGCGAAGACUACAACAUGGACGGCGAGUUCACGUCGCAUUACGGCAUGGAGGCCGAGGGCGGCCACGCCAUGACGAUUGUUGGCUACAACGACGAGUAUACGACCAAGGACGGCUACACGGGCGGCUACAUCCUCAAGAACUCGUGGUGGGACGGUGUCGACCCGCCGCUUGGCCCGGUUCACGCCCGUGGCAGCCACAGCAUCCGCUAUUUCAUGCAGGAAAUCUCCGAGUUUGAAGAGCGCUUCAACUGCCCCAACAGCCGCCAACCCGGCAACUGGUACCAGUGCCAAGGCCGCGUCGGCGUCAUUCACGCCGAUGCAGGUGUCAUCCGCGCACCCAUCAAUGCGUCGCUUGUCGCCACGGCGGUCGGCGACGGCUUCCAGACGUUCUGCUUCUUCGAGUACCUUGGCGACAGCAACUCGAGCGACGUGUGCUUGCCGGCGAUGCUGCCGACGGACAUCGCGCACGCAUUUGCGCCGGUUGAAGCGGAGGCGUAUGCCAACAACCCGGACGUCUGCGGCUUUUACUUUUACCCGUACGCCAAGCAGCGCGCGGGUGCGGCCCUCGGCUGGGAAGUGAGCGCCGACGACCUCGACGUGACGUGGGCGCCGCAGUCAUACGCGGCCAACGCGCACAAGUUCCCUACCCUCGACUACACACUUGUGCGGCAGUCGACCAAGGUGCAGAAGGCGGCGCCGGUGCUGGGCCCGAUUCCCGUCUACGUCGCACGCGACGAACUCUAA
Messenger RNA from Saprolegnia parasitica CBS 223.65, 1614 nucleotides. RefSeq lists its product as hypothetical. The coding region runs from base 1 to 1614 and encodes 537 amino acids. The record is from RefSeq and is a predicted model, not a curated record. The transcript is spliced from 6 exons. NCBI's taxonomy places the organism in Eukaryota, Oomycota, Saprolegniomycetes, Saprolegniales, Saprolegniaceae.